Messenger RNA from Soboliphyme baturini, 332 nucleotides. The record is from the annotation of a GenBank genome assembly. Lineage: Eukaryota; Metazoa; Nematoda; Enoplea; Dioctophymatida; Soboliphymatidae.
AUGAACGAAAAGUCGCUGUCGUACCGGCAGUGUUCGACAGCCUCGCCUUGUCCAAGCGGCUAUCGAUGCGUGCUGUCCGGUACUGCGAGACUCUGCUGUCCAACACCAGCAUUUAUAUGCCAGCAGCAGGCUGACGCCGGCGACGAAUGCACCGACGUCGCCUUUCAGAGGAAGUACUACUUCGACAACAAGAGACGUGAAUGCAAGGAGCUUCUCUACCGCGGAUGCUCAGGCAACGACAAUCGGUUUGACUCGUAUGACGAUUGCAGAGCCACAUGCGACAAUUACGGUACAUUUGUGUUUUCAAUUUUUUACCAUCUCCAAAACUGACU